AGAGAGAGAGCUGAGAGGAUCCACAGAAGAGAGCAGGGAAGAGAGAGAAAAAGGCAUGCUUAUAGUUCAACAGGGUGAACCAGCAGAGGGAAGGAGAUCGCCACUGAGAGUUGCGAGAAAUAUUUGGACUUAAUGGACUCAGCGGCGGCUCGGAGGGACACUGAGAGGCUUGUGUGAGGUGCUUGUGCUGAGGGCUGGCAGAAAGGAACUGAAGACAGAACGAGUGGAUCAUCCGGGUUCCGUUGCAGACAAACCUGACGAAAGACGUUUUACUUCAAAUGCAGAACCUUUGAGGGAACCUCUGCGCUCAGUGACUCCCUCCACUAACAGAAUGUUCUUUAGUGACUUCCCCACUUCAGAAAGGGAAGGAUAUUAACAGCUUUCCUUGUCAUUAUCUUGGAACACAUUGGAAUUUAAACAUUUUCUCCGAUGCUUACCUGCAAGGCAAAUCCAGUGCUGGAUGUAUGUCUAAUCUCACCCCGGGAAUAAGCAAAAACUUUGAGCUUUUUACUACCUUUUUUUUCUUUUUUUUCUGAACACUAUACACCCUGAUGAUCACAAGGGAAUAUGUCACUGUAUUCCUGGUGGGCUCCUGUUUACUGUUGGGCGACAGCUCCCAAAUCCCCCAGCAGACUUUGCUCCAGAGCAGGACUAACAGGGGUGCGGUGACGUCACCCCGGGGAGGCACAGGAAGUCAGAAUGUGAAGGCGUCUUUUGAGGAACUGAAGUCCUUCGAUGGCCGGAUGAGGCUGAGGAGACACGGGAAGUCGAGGGUCCAGCGGAUUAAAAGAGGCUGGGUGUGGAACCAGUUCUUUGUGCUGGAGGAGUACAUGGGAUCUGAACCUCAGUAUGUUGGAAAGCUCCACACAGAUAUGGACCAUGGAGACAGUGUCGUGAAGUACACUCUGUCAGGAGAAGGAGCCGGGUCCAUCUUCACCAUCGAUCAAAUUACCGGAGAUAUACAUGCACUGGUGGGGCUUGACAGGGAGGAAAAGUCGUACUACACGCUGAAGGCCCAGGCUGUUGACAUUCAUACGGGCAUUCCCCUGGAGCCAGAGUCAGAGUUCAUCAUCAAAGUGCAGGAUAUCAACGACAAUGAGCCACGUUUCCUAGAUGGACCCUACAGUGCCAGCGUGCCGGAGAUGUCCCCAACAGGAACCUAUGUCACACAGGUGACUGCCACAGAUGCAGAUGACCCCACAUAUGGCAACAGCGCUCGCAUCGUCUACAGCAUCCUCCAUGGCCAGCCCUACUUCUCUGUGGAUCCCAAGACAGGAGUGAUCAGGACAGCUCUGGCCAACAUGGACCGUGAGGUGAAAGAGGAAUACCAGGUUCUUCUGCAGGCCAAAGACAUGGGAGGGCAGCUGGGGGGUCUGGCCUCCACCACCACCAUCAACAUCACCCUGGGCGACGUCAAUGACAACCCGCCACGCUUCGCGAAGAGUAUUUUCCAUCUCCGGGUGCCAGAAUCGGCGGCAGUGGGCUCAGCUGUGGGUCGGAUUCUGGCCCAUGAUCUGGAUGCUGGCAGCAAUGCAUGGGUGGAUUACACCAUUGUUCCAGGAGAUGAGGGCAACAUGUUUGACAUCGUCUCUAAUAAAGAAAGUCAAGAGGGAGUCGUGAUCCUGAAAAAGAUGAUCGACUAUGAAACCAAGAAGUCCUACACUUUCAAGGUGGAAGCGUCCAAUGCGCAGCUAGAUCCCCGUUUCCUCCACCUGGGGCCCUUCAAAGACUCUGUGACUAUCAAAGUGAACGUACUGGACGUGGACGAGCCUCCUGUUUUCACCAAGCCCUCCUACUCCAUAGACAUGUACGAGGACACUCCUCCAGGAACCAUCAUCGGCUCGGUGACGGCUCAUGACCUAGAUGCCAGCAGCAGCGCUGUCAGGUAUUCGCUGGAGUGGCACACAGAGUCUGACAGCUGCUUCGACAUUGACACCGUUGAGGGAACCGUUUCCACUAAUGAAUACCUGGACAGAGAAGCAGCUGUUCAACACAAUAUCACCGUGGUGGCGACCAAACUCAACAACCCUCUGCUGUCCGCCAAAGUUUCAGUGACAGUCAAUGUCUUGGAUGUGAACGAGUUCCCUCCUGAGCUGGCGAUUCCUUCAGAUACGUUCGUCUGUGAAAACUCCAGAAUUGGACAGGUGAUUCAGACGGUCAGCGCUGUGGACAAGGACCUUCCUCCUGUCGGCCAGAGGUUCUUCUUCAAGUCCCCCAAGGAGCUCCGCAACAGAAACUUCACCGUUCGAGAUUUUGGAAACAACACGGCCGGCAUUGUGGCUCGGCGUUCAGGUUUUCAGCGGCGGCUGCAGGACGUCUACCUUCUUCCUGUUGUGGUUGAAGACAGCGGUUAUCCCGCCCAGAGCAGCACAACCACCGUCACCAUCCGAGUGUGCUCCUGUGAGGCCGGAGGCUCGCUGCUGACCUGCUCGGCGGAGGCUAUCUUCCUGCCCGUGGGCCUCAGCACUGGAGCUCUGAUGGCUAUUCUUCUGUGUGUGGCUUUACUGAUGGUCAUGUCGGCUUUAUACAUGGGGCAGAGACGCCACAAACAGAAAGAGACUCUGAUGACGUCCAAAGAGGACAUCCGUGAUAACGUCAUUCACUACGACGAUGAGGGCGGCGGCGAGGCUGACACACACGCCUUCGACAUGGGAACUCUACGCAACACACACUCACAGCGCACCAGCACUCAGAGCAGCAGCUCCAAGAAGGAGAAAAACGGCUACGGCAACGGAGUUCUGCUGCACCUCAGCAGUCGCUGCGACGACGUCAGGUCACCUGACAUCCAUCGAGAAACAGCCUGCGUCAUUUCCGCCAUGAACGGCAAGGCCACACUUCCCUCCCGAGGCAGAGUGACUGAGGGUGAUGCAGAAAUGAUCCGGGAUUUCAUAGAACACCGGCUGGUGGAGAGCGGCCAGGGUUACGCCGCUCCGCCCUACGAUUCACUGGCGACCUACGCUUAUGAGGGCGAAGGCUCGGUGGCCGGAUCCCUCAGCUCCAUCGAGGAGUCGUUUGUUAUUGAUGAGUCGGGGGAUUUCAGCUCCCUUGGUGACUGGGGACAGCCGUUUAAAACACUGGCUAGCAUUCUGGACAGACAGCCGCCUACACUGUCAGAGGAGAGCUGAGAGGAAGUUGGACAGCACAGAGAUGUUCAGCAGCCAUGUGGGGACUAGCUCACUUUUCUAGACUUGUUUUUUUACUGUGACAGGCACUGGCUAGAGUGAUGUAAGGACGUUUAAAAAGUUGUCAAUGUGAGGUAGAGUUGUGGACUGGUUAGCUAGAGAGCAGAAGAUCUAGCAUCAGGUGUGUGAAGAGUAAACUUGAUAGCUCCUCAAAGUGCCUGAGGUAUUCUGUGUUAACAUGUAUUUUAAUUCAUGUUACUUAAUAAAAAUAUGUUCAACGAAA
Acanthochromis polyacanthus (spiny chromis) is the source of this 3405-nucleotide messenger RNA. RefSeq names its product cadherin-12-like. The transcript has 13 exons. The coding region runs from base 552 to 3125 and encodes 857 amino acids. Gene Ontology annotation, cellular component: plasma membrane; adherens junction; catenin complex. Lineage: Eukaryota; Metazoa; Chordata; Actinopteri; Pomacentridae. The record is from RefSeq and is a predicted model, not a curated record. Gene Ontology annotation, biological process: cell morphogenesis; calcium-dependent cell-cell adhesion; cell-cell junction assembly. Gene Ontology annotation, molecular function: cadherin binding; calcium ion binding.